AUGUCACCGUCGAACCGUUCGAAAUCGCCUCCGAAGGGCACACGGCCAGCAGAUCCUUCACCGAAACGUUCCGUACCCAAUGAUACAAUCAAUCCUGAGAGACUGAAAAUGGCUAGAGAUGAAGCUGAGCGUGCAAUGCGAGAACAUAAGAUAUUCACAAUUAUUGGUCCAUAUCCUGCACUUCGUGAAUCGUUAAGACGUCGUGGUUGGAUUGAGAAAUUCUAUCGAGGAAAUACAUUACCAGCUGUUCAUGCAAAUAAAAAAUCUGAUAAGAAAAACAAGAGCGAUGAAGAUGAUGAAGAUGAAAAUGAUGAUGUCAAUGAUGAUGAUGAUCUAGACGAACAUCCGUCGUAUGAAGAUGACACAACGAUACCACCAUGGGAAGAAAAUGAUGGUUAUUACGGACUUCUUUCUCGUCUGGUAAGAACAGCUGCACCAAACUUUAUCUGGAGUGUUCGAGCUACUUACGAUACAAGCACAUUAAAUAAAGAUCAAAUGGUGAAUCAUUAUUCGAGAAAUGGAUGUUUUACUACAAAGGUUGGCCUUUGUAACAGUCUUCGAAGUCUGCAAUGGUUUCACCCGGGUUGUGCGGAUGAAUUCUUUCCUCGGUGUUAUAAAUUAUCCCAUGAAGACGAUAAAGUUGCUUUCAUCAAUGAUUAUCGUUUAACAGCAUGUGUCAGUUUUCUUAAACUCAUUCAAAAUCGAUGUAAAGGUGUCGCAGAACCAGAUAUGACUUCUAUAUUAGCCAUGAGUUCCGACAGUCCAGCUGAACCGAAACCUGAAGUACCUGUACCUAACGAAGAAGAGCUACAAUUACAACGAUCAGUUACUUUACCUCCGGGUCAAUUAACAGCAAAGUCAAACAAUGGGAAAAAUCCACCGAAAAUUGUAUCCUCUUCGUACAUUGAAUUUGCUUUAAAAAUAGUCGACGACUACACAUUGUCACGCGAACAUGAAGAUAUUGAUAUUAAUCAAGCAACACAACCUGAAACGACCGAAGAACAAUGGACACAUUUUAUCGAACAAUUCUAUGUUGCUUCACAUUCGAAUGGUGAUAUUGAAAAGAUGGAGAAUUAUCUGGGCAGAAUUGACGAAGCACUAAGAAAUGUUGAGCAGCAUUGGGCUCAAUAUCAUAUUGAUGGAACGAGAGAUAUCUGGAUUCUUAAACCUGGUGCUAAAUCAAGAGGACGAGGAAUUGUUGUAUACGAUCGUUUAGAAGACAUAUUGAAACUAUGCUCAUCAACUUUAACUAAAGAUGGUAAAUUCGUUGUACAAAAAUAUAUUGAACGUCCAUUACUUAUUCAUAAAAUUAAAUUCGAUAUUCGUCAGUGGUUUUUAGUUACUGAUUGGAAUCCAUUAACUAUAUGGAUGUAUAAGGACUGUUAUUUGCGUUUUUGCACUGAACAUUUCAGUUUGGAAACAAGACAACAAAAUGUACACUUAUGUAAUUAUUCAAUACAGAAGAAUUAUAAGAACAAUUCCAAUCGACAUAAUGACCUUCCAGCGGAGAAUAUGUGGACGAAUGCAGAAUUUGUCGACAAAUAUCUUCGACCUAAUAAUUUAGCUGAUCGUUGGGACCAAUUCAUAUAUCCAGCGAUGAAAAAUGCGAUCGUGUGUUCAAUGCUUGUCGCGCAAGAUACCAUUGAUCCAAGAAAAAAUUCUUUCGAAUUAUUUGGUGCUGAUUUUAUGCUUGGUGAAGACCUUAAACCUUGGUUGAUUGAGAUUAACUGUAGUCCAACAAUGGCGCGUAGUACUCUCGUCACUACAGAAAUGUGCGAUGGCGUUUUAGAAGAUACAUGUAAAGUGAUGAUCGAUCGCAGAUACAAUCGAUCAGCUGAUACAGGCCGAUUUGAAAUGAUUCACAGAGGAACAAUUGUGCCUGUUCCAAUCUAUGUUGGAAUUGAUCUUCGUGUUGAAGGCAAAGUUUGUAAAACCGGUCGACCGACAAACUAUGCUCCUCCGGUGACAAACGCUACACAAAAUAAUAAUACGAUGAACAAUAACAAGAACGCUACUGUGAAUAAAACACCAAUGUCUGCGCCUACGCAAUCGAAUUCGUUAUCGCCUUCAUCUUCUUCGUCUAUCAUGCCGGCUGAAAACCAACCAACUUUAGCUCAACGAUCGAGUUCGCGUCUUACCGACAAUCAAAUCUUGUCUUCGAAAAGUUUUCAUAAUCUCGCUGCUCUUAAACUUCGUCGUGAAAUGAGUCAACCAGCAUUGAGUCGUGUGGAAUUCAACUCUUCAUCAGACAAUCCUUCGGAUAAAAUGUCAUCGAAUGAUAAUUUAUUGUUACCAUCUCGUACAAAUAUCAUUUAUCGAUUGAGUCAAAGUCAACAACCAGACCUACGUCAAAAACAAGUUAAACCCCAUCCCACGCGUUUAUCAUUGGAGAAUCUUCCUGUUCGUCACAUAAGUAAAACAAGAGUAAAUGAUAAUCCUCCAUCACCAAAAGAUCUACUAGCAUCAUUGGGUGUGAAAGUUCCACAUCAAUUCCCAUUCUUUCGUCAAUACCAACGAACUUGGUUAUCAUAUAAACCAGCUCACUCAUCGGUAACAUUGACUUCUACGACAUCAAAACCUUUCAAAUCACGAAAAACAAUCAUUCCUCCGUCUCAUCUGCCAAGUUUAUCAACAAUUUCAAUUCCAGCGACUAUCUCAACCAUAUCCAAUAUGAAUGAUAAUCAUGGUCAUUCGACAGCAGCAGCAGCAUCCUCGUCUAUUGCCGUUGUUGCAUAA
This is a messenger RNA of Adineta ricciae, 2736 nucleotides long. Lineage: Eukaryota; Metazoa; Rotifera; Eurotatoria; Adinetida; Adinetidae. The record is from the annotation of a GenBank genome assembly.